This is a messenger RNA of Danio rerio (zebrafish), 758 nucleotides long. It is a transcript of the gene tmem160, whose product is annotated as transmembrane protein 160. The record is from RefSeq and is marked provisional. NCBI's taxonomy places the organism in Eukaryota, Metazoa, Chordata, Actinopteri, Cypriniformes, Danionidae. Gene Ontology annotation, cellular component: mitochondrial inner membrane.
GAGGUCGGGAAAAGGUCGUGUUUUGGGUUUACAGCAUAAGCAAUGGCUUCUAUCAGAUGGUUAAUGGGUAGCCGGUUGUCUCGGUUCGUUUGUCCGUUCGCUCAGCUCGUGCGGCAGCCGGUGUUGCGGUAUGUGCGGCCUCCGGUGCGCGCGCUUCACCGGGGGAGCGUUCGCCGGGCGGCGGAGAAAAACCCGCUAAACAGUAGAGCACGAGCAGUGGAGCAGCAGUACAUCACAGAACUAGAUAAAGCUGAUGCUCUGAUGCUGCGAAAGUCACAUGAAACAGGAUUUUUGUCCUGGUUCCGGAAUGGUCUGCUGGCGACAGGCAUCGGCGUUAUUGCCUUUGUGCAGAGUGAUGUGGGCAGAGAGGCUGGAUAUGCGUUCUUCAUCUUGGGCGGGAUGUGUGUGUCAUUCGGUGGAGCGUCAUAUGUGACCAGUCUUCUUUCUCUGAGAAGGAUCAUGCUUCUGUCUCUGCCAGCAGUGCUGCUCCACACGGCUGUGGUGUCCAGCGCUGCCCUCUUCUGGCUGUGCGCAGUAUCGCUCUACAUCGGCCGGCUGGAGGUGGAGAUCAUCCACGACGAGGAUGAUGAAGAGCACGGAGCAGACGAAAGCAGCGAGUGUGCCGAAUGCAGGGCCCGACGCGACAGAGAAAAAGGCCAGGACAAGUGAGGAUUCAAAGUCAGCUAGGCCAUCUCCACCAAUCCAGAACCAGACUUCUGUGUUCACAAACUGACUUAAAAGAGAGAAGGUGGAACUGG